This is a messenger RNA of Ceratina calcarata, 3098 nucleotides long. RefSeq names its product nucleolar and coiled-body phosphoprotein 1 (gene Nopp140). Lineage: Eukaryota; Metazoa; Arthropoda; Insecta; Hymenoptera; Apidae. The record is from RefSeq and is a predicted model, not a curated record. Gene Ontology annotation, cellular component: nucleoplasm; nucleolus. The transcript is spliced from 4 exons. Bases 142 to 2163 code for a protein of 673 amino acids.
CCAUAUAAUCGAGUUUACGCUUCUUCGUUGCAUGUGAUUCAUGCUCGAUUGUAGCGCCUCAUACAACACGAGGCCAGGAGACGUAAAACUGCCGUUCUCGCAAUUGCGGGUAAUUUUUCAAGCCUUUUGCACGCGUCCAUCAUGGCAUCCGCUGAAGAAUUGAGCGUCUCCGCCCUUGUCUACGACUAUUUAUUAAAGAAGGACGCAUCCUUAGCGAAAGUGUUCCAAAAGAAGACAAAAGCGCCUGCAUUGCCCAAAGGUGCACCAACAAUACAAGAAGUAUGUCAAUAUUUUCAAAAAACCUCACCGAAAAAGAUUCACAUAAAAGCCCAGGUUAAAGAUAGUAGUUCAGAUUCAAGUUCAGAGAGCGAAGAGGAAACUCCUAAGAAACCACAGAUAAAUGGAAAGCCUGCAGUUAAUGCUUCAGUGAAUAAUAAACAAGAAUCUUCUUCAGAGGAUAGCUCAAGUGAAGAUGAAAAACCUGCACCGAAAGUUGUAGCAAAGAGUAAAACUACUGUUAAAACACCUUCUAAAGCAGCACCCGUAAAGAAAAAAGAAAGUUCAGAUGAGAGUUCUUCCGAAGAGGAGGAGACGCCAGUAGCAGUAUCUACACCAAGAGUACAACAGGUAUCUAAAUCACAAGAAUCUUCGGAUGAAUCUGACUCGGACAGCGAAAAAGUAUCUAAGGCAAAUGUAACUGCAAAAACAAAAUCAAUAGCAACACCUCAAGCCAAGAGUGUAUCUAGUAAAAAAGAAUCUUCAAGCGAAGACAGCAGUAGUGAAGAAGAAAGUCCAGUCAAGCCUGUAUUAAAUAAACCAAUAUCUGCUGUAAAACCACUUGCGAAGAAAGAGGAAUCAUCCAGUGAUGAUGAUUCUUCAGAGGACGAAGCUCCUACACAACCAGCAGUUAAAGUUAAACCAACUGUACCAGCUACUAAAAAUACUACAAAGCAGGAAUCAUCUAGUGAUGAUUCUGAUGAUUCAUCAGAUAACACAGCAACUCCAAAGCAAGCUAGUAAACAAGUGCCACAGAAGAAAACGUCUGUUCAACAAAAGAAGGAAGCUGUGAAACCUCAGACACAAGGCAAAGGUAAACCAAAAGUCACAGUUACGAAAGAAGAAUCAUCUUCUGAUGACGACAGUAGCGACGAUGAAACACCCGCUAAAAAGACCUCUACCCCUGCACCAACACCGGUAGCAACAAAGAAAGUUACAGUUAAAAAGGGAGAAUCUUCAUCAACUGAUGAUAGCAGCGAAGAGGAGCCAUCAGCGAAAAAAACCGUUCGCCCACCAACACCAGCAGCUGUAAAAAAUGUGCCUGCCAAAAGAACAGCGUCUUCUUCUGAUGACAGUAGCGAAGAAGAUGAACCAUCUGCGAAAAAACCUGCUCCUGCUAAAUUGGUAACACCUGCUAAAACUGUAGUACCAAAAAAAGCAGAAUCUUCCAGCGAAGAUUCUGACGAUUCCGAAGAAGAGCAGAAACCAGCCGCAAAGACAGUACCAUCGAAGCCUGCAGUUAAGAAGGCAAAAUCUAGUUCUGAUGAUUCAGAUGAAUCUGAAGAUGAGAAACCAGUUAAAUCAGCAGUCCCUACGCCAGUAGGCAAAGGUACUGUUAAGAAAGAGUCUUCAAGCGAAGAUUCUGAAACAGACUCAUCGGAAGAUGGGAAGACAAAAGCUGCACCUGUAGUCAAAACUACCCCAAAAGCAAUAGCUAAGGCAGAUUCAGACUCAGAAGAAAGUGAGUCUGAUGAAGAACAACCGAAAGUGGCACCCGUUCAAAAAACGCCAGCGAAAGGUGAGAAGAGGAAACAUGUAGAGAUAGAACAGGAAGAUGAAGAUACGGAAAAACUGCCCAUGAAAGCACAGAAAGAUAAUUACAACAACUUUGUGAAGGCGAGCAACAGUUUAAACGAAGACAAGCGACCAAAAAAUUCACCGUUUCGUCGUGUAAAGGACGAUGAGUUUGACUUGGAUCCGAGAUUGGCAAACAAUUCAUUUGAGGCGAAGAGAGGUGCUCGUGGCUCGUGGGGAGAGAAAGCAAAUAAGGACCUUAAAUUCACAAGGGGAAAAUCAUUUCGUCACGAAAAGACAAAGAAGAAACGCGGUAGCUACCGUGGAGGUCAAAUAGAUAUUAGCGUCAAUUCUAUUAAAUUCGAGGACUGAGUGUAUUUUGUAGAAUAUGGUAGAUAUGUUUCAAUGUCAGUGUACGUAUAAGUUACGCGAGAAGUUUUCUUUUCUCUUAAAUACUUUCUUAGUAUUCUUAAAGUUACGACAUUUUUUAUCUUUGAAUAUUACGAAAUUACGUGGAAAUAUAAAUAUAUAACUCCUUCGUUACAUGAUCAAAAGUUUGUUUGGAACCAUGUCAAAUUGUUCCCACGUAGUUUUGUUUGAUUGAUAUCGCUAAGACUGUCAUCUUGAACGUAUCCAUUGAAAAUAUAUCCACUACUAUUUUAAUACAAGAAUAGAUUGCGAGAGCUACUUCGAUACUAAUGUUACUGUAUUAUAUAUUGAUUAAUGUUUAUUGCAAUAUGUAACUUUAAUGUAAAUUUAUCGUUCCUAGAAUUAAUAGGAAAUUCGAAAGGCAUCACUCGCAUCUGUUGUCAUCAGAGCUCAGAUGAAGAACAUUUGAGUAAUCCCCAUUCCUGUUUGUCAGUGAAAUCGAUAAGAUACAUUUCGGACGUAAUGUAGUGCCAGCUUUUAAACAGAAAGUAGUUUCGACAUUGCUUUUUUACAAGUAGCAUUAAGACCUUGAAGACGCAUACACUUGACAACUGAUAGUUUUGAAAUAUAAAACGCAAAUGAACAAACUGAGAACUUGUUUCAAAGAAUGAAUUUUUGUAACUAGGUAAAACAGUUGAAUAAAGAAUAAGUAAAAGAAAAAUUCGAAUUCGAAUUUACGUGUACAUAAAGGACGCGGUAUCGGACGGCAGUCACCUUCAGACUCAAUCUUACCUUCGGGUCGCUAUCGCGUCCCUCAAUGAAUUUCAAAAGUACCAUCGGACAUACAACAUCAGUCAUACUUUUCAUUGUUAAUUUAAAAAUAUGUGCACUUUGUAUAUUAUAAUACAACAUUUAUAAAGUGAACGUACUGCUAAUAA